Messenger RNA from Anopheles coustani, 4903 nucleotides. RefSeq names its product nuclear pore complex protein Nup154 (gene Nup154). Gene Ontology annotation, cellular component: nuclear pore; nuclear pore inner ring. The record is from RefSeq and is a predicted model, not a curated record. Gene Ontology annotation, biological process: transcription-dependent tethering of RNA polymerase II gene DNA at nuclear periphery; protein import into nucleus; protein localization to nuclear inner membrane. Gene Ontology annotation, molecular function: structural constituent of nuclear pore. NCBI's taxonomy places the organism in Eukaryota, Metazoa, Arthropoda, Insecta, Diptera, Culicidae. The coding region runs from base 206 to 4639 and encodes 1477 amino acids. The transcript is spliced from 6 exons.
CCGCGAGUAGCGAGAAAGAAAAAGUGUCCCUCCAUUUAUCCCGCGAUCAUCAGAACAUUGUGCCAUCGAGGAACGUUUGCGACUAGGCAGUGGGCAAAUUGUGCACAGUAGUGCAUUAGUGUCAUCAUUUAAGAGAUUGACGUUCGGGCCUUGCCAGCAAUCGUGACACAAUCGCCGUGCCGGCAUCCGAGCAGCAACAUUAACGAUGGGCGAACCAACAGUUUCGUUAGAGUCCCUUGAACUAUCCGGUAACAUUCUGGACCGGCAUGACAUUGCGGACGCUUCGGCUCCUGGCCUACUGGAGGUGACGGGCGUCUCGCAAACCGGCACACCGACCGUAAGUGGGCUGAAUGACUUCGAUUACCAGCAACUGACCGCACUAUCGAUGGGGCUGAAGGACCUAAACCAGCUGUCCACGGUCAAUAAAGUGCCGAUACCACCGGAGAUUAUGGAACACUUCAACCAUAUAAAAUGCCACUGCACGAUGGGAUUGUUCCCCGAAAUCGGUCGAGCGUGGUUAACAAUCGAUACGGAUUUGUAUAUAUGGACGUAUGAAAAUGUACGCGACGUUGCCUACUUUGACGGUCUCUCAGAGGUGAUCAUAAGCGUAGGGUUAGUGGCACCCAAGCCGGGAAUUUUCGUAUCGGACGUGCGGUAUCUACUCGUACUCACCACGCCCGUUGAGAUCGUGAUCCUCGGCGUGACGUUCAAGGACGCGAACAACGGGACACCGAACCGUUCGCUUUCCUCCCAGUCCACCGAAGAGAUGCAGCUGAUGAGUGGUCCCAUUUUCCUACUUAACACCGAUCAGGUGGCCAUCAUGUGUGUCCAGGGAACGGAUGAUGGGCGCAUAUUUCUCGGUGGACGUGAUGGGUGUCUGUACGAGAUCGUCUACCAGGCCGAGACGAACUGGUUUGGCAAGCGCUGCCGAAAGGUCAACCACUCUCAGGGACUGAUCUCGCAUCUGGUUCCGGGGCUGUUCAAAAUGUUUACUGAGGUCGACUCGGUAAAGUCGAUCGUGGUGGAUAACUCGCGCCGUCUGCUGUACGUGUUGCUAUCGAAAGGUUCGAUCGAAACGUGGGAUAUCGGGACGGACGCGGGCAGUACGAGACGCAUCGCGAGGCUCUCCCACAAGGAAAUCUUUGCGAAUGCCACCGCGAUCCUGCGUACGCUCAACACGAACACAUUUCUUCCCGUGUCCGCCAUCUGUCCGCUAACGGCGGACGAUUCGCCCAGCUUGCAUCUGGUGGCGGUGACGGAAAACGGUGUUCGGUUGUACUUCUCCACGCUGCCAUUGACCAUGCACGGCUUUUACCUUCAACAUCAGCAGCAACAGCAUCAACAUCAACAGCAGAUGCAGCAAAGCCAAAUGGAAAACUUCCAACAAACCACGCCUGGGCAACAACCCGUUGGUGGAAAUCCGACGCUUCUUUUCGGUCAAGAUCAGCAGAGCAAUCGGAAACCGCAAGGACUUUACAUGCUGCACGUACGUGUCCCACCGGGAUACACACCCAACACAACCACCGGCAAGCCAACGCAUGUGCAUACGCUUCACGUUACACAAGGCUCGGUACUGAUGGUGUCCACGCCCCAGCAAGAUCAGGACUUUCUCUGGUCCCUUAGCACGGAGCAGUUCCAGUCACAGCAAAACUUCAUCGAAUCAGCCACAGUGAUGCCACUCGAUGGGCAGGUGUGGGCGGUCGGUGAAUUGAAGCGCAAGGAUCGGCUUUCGAUCACCACCCCUCUCCGUACCGCACAGCAUCCGCGCAAGGUGGCCCUGCUCACAAACCAGGGUGUACACAUCGUGUGCUUGCAGCGCUCGGUAGACGUCCUUCAACAGCUGCUGCUGGCAUGCCGUGGACCGAACAACGAUGCCGUCAAGGCGUACUUCCAGAUACAAACGGAAGCUCAAGCGUGCGCUACGGCUCUCCUGCUAGCAUGUCUCGAGUCGUACCGUGGAACCGAGGUGGGAGAAUGGGCCGCCCAGGCGUUCGUGUUGUACGGUGGCGAACCGUACUUCGAUACCUUCCUUCCCAACGCCGGAACGACCGCUCAACGUCAGCUCGCAUUCAAUUCACCCAUCGCCGGUGCAGGGGGCUACGGUAGCGGCGGUGGUUACGAUGGAGGGUCACAGCAGGGUGGUAAUUUUGGGCCCGGACCCGGCCGUAUGUGGGCCUCCACGCCAUUCUCUACACCCGGCGGUGGUCGUGGGCCGUUGCUGGGCUAUCAGCAACACCUUCCGCAAUUGCCCUCCGACGGUGGUGGUUCACCGAACCAGAGCUUUAACAACAACAACAACAACGUCUCAAUGGGCCCCCACGUGGUCGAUUCGGCGCACUUUCACUACUCGGCCAAACAUACGGCCUUGUAUUUGCACGUGAGCCGUAUGAUGCGCUGUGUCUGGAAUCGGCCAUGCAUCAACGACCGGUUCCAUUCGUCCAUAUCGCAGGCGGACUGUGCGACCCUGCUGGAAGAUCUUUACGCCCUGCGACGCUUCCUCGAAACCGUUCCGCUUUGCAGUACCCUCGGUUACGUUAGCGGUCGAAAUGGGACGUCCUUGCGUGCCACUCUCGGCAGUGGCAGUGCCUCGUUUGCUCCGGCCGGACAGGCGAAUCAAUCCGGACUGCUGCUACAGUCACCGAUAAGCAACGGAAAUGAACGGGGAUACGGUGGCGCUAGCGGGCUCUUUUCGCAGCCUUUUGCCGCCGGUUCCGGAGGAGGGUACGUGCCGAGCACUGCCGGAGUGUCGCAGAGAGCCUGCACCGAGGAGGCCCUGCAGGAGGAGAAAAGAUCACUCGAUGCGUUGGCUCGGCUGAUAAAGCAAUCCUGCGAAGUGAUCGGUCUGUGGAAAGUGAUCUGCGAGCACCAGUGCCAUCAGCUGGUUGAAAAACUAGCGAAGGAGGAACAGAACCUGCUAAAGAUGUGUACGUUCCGUGAUUUGAUCAUCUCGCGGGCGGACGUUUGCGGGCGCUUGAUCGUCACGCUUAUCAACACGUACCUCGCGGACAAUGCCAGCGUGGGGCCGAUCUCGUCGAAACUGCGCGAAGUGUGUCCGACGCUGUACCGCCACGAGGACGCCGUUUCGCACAAGGCGACCGAAAUUCUGCUUCUGACGCGCAGCUGUACCGAUCGAGAGAAGAAGGAGGAACGGCUGCGGACGGCCCUGCAGCUAUGCAAGAGUGCCGUACCAAAUUUGCCGCUCGGCGAGCUGUGUGCACAGUUCAGCGCGUGUGGGUUUUACGCUGGCGUGAUCGAGCUGUGUACCGUGUGUGCGGCGAAGAGCGACCCGAACGAGGCAGCACUGCACUUCUAUCGCAAUAACGAGCCGAUGGAUAAUCAGGAGGGUUUUAUCGCAUAUCAGAACCGUACUAAGUGCUACCGGGAGGUGAAGGCGAUGCUGGACUUUAUGUACGAAUCGGGCGCACCGGCCAGUGGGCGAUCAUCGGAGGCAGGUGUCUCGGCUUACUCGCCAUCGGAACAUCCGUCGGACGAUCGCAGCACGGAUAGUCGUGGCAAUCGGGCGGACAUUCAGGCUGUUAUUGGGCAAGCACUGCAGCACACUGACCAGCUGCUGCACAUUGCCGUCUACGAGUGGUUGCUGUCGAAGGGUCUCCAUUCGGAGAUGCUCGAAAUUACCGAGCCAUCGUUGGGCAUAUUCCUAAGUCGGGCGAUGACUCGAACACCUGAGAAUAUGCAGCUAGCGGACCUGCUGUGGAAGUACCAUGAGCGCAAUGGCCAGCAUGCGUCGGCCGCGAAAAUUCUCGAUCGGUUAGCCAACAGCCCCGGGGACAGUAUCGACCUACUGCGACGCAUCGAGUACCUGGCUCGCGCCGUCAUGUGUAUGCGCAGCGAAUCGGUAGGCUUUUCCGCGCACAACGGUGUUCUGUUGAAGGACCUUGAGGAUAAGCUGGAGGUAGCACAGAUUCAACGACAGGUGUAUGACGCCUUGGCGCUGCUGGCCCCGUCGAACGAUGGGACGAGUCGUUUCACGCGUGAUGCGCUGCACCAGCUGGACACGAACCUUUACAACCUGACCCAGCUCUACUCGGACUUUGCCGAGCAGUAUGAGCUGUGGGAAUGCAAGCUGACCAUUUUGAACUGUUCCCACCACAACGAUCCGCUGCUGAUCGAGUCCGUGUGGACGCACAUCCUCGACCGGGAGCUGUCGGGACCGGAGGAGACGACCGAAUGCUGCCGGCGGAUGCUGGCGAAGGUGAAGAGUUUGGCACUGGAGUACGACAGUUCGGGUUGCUGCUUUCCGCUGGCGUUCAUCGUGCGCGAGCUGGAAAUCCGCUGCUUCCGGCUGGGACUCUUCCACUCGCCCGUCCCCGAAGCACUGCUGGAGAUGAAUUUGGACGUGGAGGAACUGAUCAACAUUUACUCGAGACUCGUGUCCAUGAACGAACGCAUCUGGAUGACGGACCGCGACGAGCUAUACCUCAUCCGGUCGACUACCAACCUGCUGAGCUUGAUCGUCGCCCAGCCGACGCUCGUACCGCUCAAGAACCGCCGGAAAGUGUUGGGAAAAUCGCAGGAGCUUUCCACGGCCGCCCUCAACAUACUCUACACCAAACCCGACACGCAGCCGAUGAUCGACAGCCUCCGCGAUACACAAUCGAAGCUACAGCGGCUGUUGUGAAGAGGGCUUUGGAGCACCUCGAGUUGGAAGCGAUGGCCCAACAAUCACAUCGCCAGACGAUUAGUGUAAUUGUGUUUGUUUUGCUUAUACGUUAUUACGGAAGAUUUGCUUUUUUACUUCUUCUUUUACGCUGACCGUUUGCUUGUUCGUGCACGAAGACGUUUCCUAGCACUAACUUCUUGCCUGCCAGCAAGGCGAAUGAAUUUCGAAGAAAGUGUAAAUGCAAAUGGAUCAAUGUUGUGAAUAAAGUGGUACAUUAGAAUA